UCGGAGCAUAUUUAUUGUAAUACUACGUUUGCAAUUCUCACUGUUGUCAACAUCAACAAAUCUUUACUCAGCAAAAAAAAAAAAAAAAAAAAACUUUCUACCGCUGUCCGUCACCUUCUCUGUAUCUUGAAAGGCAACUCAGACAAGUGAAGAAAAAAAAGCUGAGAUUAAGAUUUCUUAAUUGUUUAGAUAAACCUAAUUAACACAAGAUGCCAAGAACAGGAGUUGAAAACCUGCCCGGGAAUCCUGGUUACCAAAUUAAAAAAGAAAAAGAAAAAAAAGAUAGUAGCAGUUAAACCAGCUAAAGUGCUUUUUUUUUUUUUUGGCUCAAUCCAGCUAAAGUGAUCAUGUAGCUUAGAGUGGUUUGUCUUCAUUACUUAAUAAUUUGCAUAAAGUGGGAAUGCAGAAAACCAGGGAUCUGACAUGUAUUUGCACUGUUCUUGUGAAUUUCCACAAUGCAGAAUAUCCCAUAAAAUAUUUACCUUGUUUCCUUUGGCAUGCUCACAAAAUGCAUUAUAAUUUAUUUUGAUUAAUUAAAACUGCAAGAAAACAGAAAACGUCAUUUAGGAAGUUGCUGCAUGUUUUCAAAGCAUUUGUCAGAACCAUUUCAGUUUCUUGAAUCAACCAGAGUCGGAGACAUAUAAACCUCAUCGGUCUCCCUCCGUAGUUCAAAGAUCAUAAGAAAGAACCACAUUGCAUCAAAACCGGCUCGAGAAUCAUCUUAUGUGUUUUCUUGCCAAAACGGAAACAAGAAAAACGUAAACACAACAUAGAGACAUACUUGGAGAACACAGCAAACGAAAAGAGGAGGAAACACUUUUCCAAAAUGUUUUGCUGCAUAGACAGUUAAAAAGUUUUUUUUCUUCUCUCUUCUCUCUCUUCAAUUCUCCACACUUUAAAAGGCAGCACAGGCUCCAUUUUCUCCGAAACAAAUCCCCAUACUCUCAGAGAGAGAAGAGAGAGAGAGAUCAAGUCAUCAGCUGAACUGAAAAUGGCCAUAAACCUGUUAUCUUCUUAUGAGUCUGAUCAUGAAGAAGAUGACUACAUAGACAUGGAAGUUGGGCACUACACCUCCAACCUCUUCACUCACUCAGUUCCCUAUCAUCCUCCUCCUCAUCAAAACCACAACCAAAACUCAAGAGAAUUUGAGUUCCAGAUGUCUUCAACCUCCAUUGAAUCAGAGCCCACCACUUCCCCUGCCGAUGAGCUCUUCUGCAAUGGCAAGCUCCUCCCUCUCUGCCACCCACCCCGACUUCACAUGGUCGAGAGAAUCCUCCAUCUCUCGCACCCGACUCCCCACAACAUGAAAUGCUCGCAAUUGCCAGACUCUAGUGAAGAGCACUACGCCACCCCAUUGCUCACCAGCGCGAUUCCCACCCCAUUCGAGUCAUGCAACAUCACACCUUCCGAGUCCUGCAGGGUCAGCAGAGAGCUGAACCCAGAAGAGCAUUUGUUCGGUCACUCGAACAUAGAGGUGGGAGAUUCAAAUUUGAAUACUAAUGCUGAUCUCAUCGGGGAUCAUCACUGCCCAAAGAAGUCUUGGACAAGAAAGAUCAAGCUGAUAAAGCAGUCCUCUUUGAGUUCCAGGCUCAAGGCCUCUAGAGCAUACUUAAAGUCCCUCUUCAGCAAGUCUGACAAUUCAAAAACUGCAGGCGAAGGAUCGGACCUGAAAGCACCCAAAGGGUUAAUAAGUAGUAAAUCUCAGAAGUCUCUCAAAGUCAAGGACCAAAGCUCAAGCUUUGUCCAGAGAAGCCACAGAGAAGCAGACGAGAAGGUGGACAACCUUAACGGGUGUCAUAGAAGGUCUUUCUCAGUGUCUAUAAAGAGGCAUUCAUCAAGCAAGAAUUCAUCUUCGACCUCAUCAUCAUCAUCAUCCUCAUCAACAAAUUCAUCUAAGAAGUCAGAUGACUUCAGUGCAGUUCAGUUGUUAAAGAGAAGCAGCAGCGCGAAUUCAGGAACCGAGAGUCCAAUUCAGGGGGCGAUAGCACACUGCAAGAGGUCUCAUCAGCAUUUCUUCUCUUCAAGAAAGACUCUUUGUGAAGUCGGUUUCCACUCGUUCUCAGCUUCCAGAUUUUCUAUCAGUGAGGAUCAAGAAAAACUGACCAGCCUGUGCAGGGGAUGAGAGUGUAGGGAAACUUUGUACUCUAGGCACUUCUACAUUUUUCGUCUAACUGACACAUCACAUUUUGCCACAUCUACUAUUACUACUGCUGCUGCUGCUACUACCACUUUGAGUAUCUAAAACAUUUUUGAACCAUGCCUCGAAAACUUUCUCUGUUAUAUGAUGACGCAGUGUACACUGAAUGCCAUUUGAAAACUUGAGAGUAAGCAAGGAGACAUGUAAUCCAUUCCUUCUCCUUUGGUUUCUUGCUUUUCGAUUUUUCAUGUUCUAUUCUUCAUAGUUCUGAUAAUGGUAAUGUAAUGUAAGGUUCAAGUAAUUUUGGGACGUGCACUUCCUCUUUGAUUCAGCAUACCCUAACUUGAGAGUUCAGAAGAACAGGUCAAGACCAAUCUUAAUAACAAUAAUUCGGCAAUUUCUAACCCGUCGAUUACUAGUCUCUCAAGCUAGAAGUGAACCUAACGGCUAGGCUCAACAGA
Molecule: messenger RNA, 2598 nt
Organism: Punica granatum (pomegranate)
Lineage: Eukaryota; Viridiplantae; Streptophyta; Magnoliopsida; Myrtales; Lythraceae
Source: RefSeq, a predicted model, not a curated record